Melanotaenia boesemani (Boeseman's rainbowfish) is the source of this 2040-nucleotide messenger RNA. Its product is annotated as putative protein FAM47C. The transcript has 3 exons. NCBI's taxonomy places the organism in Eukaryota, Metazoa, Chordata, Actinopteri, Atheriniformes, Melanotaeniidae. Bases 1 to 2040 code for a protein of 679 amino acids. The record is from RefSeq and is a predicted model, not a curated record.
AUGGACACAGUUUCCAUCAUCGAUGGGGCGUUAAAGGACAGACAACCUGCUGGGAGGCACACACCAAAGGAGCAAUGCAUCAUGGGAGCUGUGCUAAAACAGCUCCAUAGCACCACCUACAGGACAGUUAUGCUCCAGGAUCCUCCACAAACAACCAGCUCCAGGAUCCUCCAGCAACCACCAGCUCCAGAAUCCUCCACCAACCACCAGCUCCAGGAUCCUCCAGCAACCACCAGCUCCAGGAUCCUCCAGCGACCACCAGCUCCAGAAUCCUCCAGCGACCACCAGCUCCAGGAUCCUCCAGCAACCACCAGCUCCAGGAUCCUCCACAAACAACCAGGUCUAGGAUCCUCCAGCAACCACCAGCUCCAGGAUCCUCCAGCAACCACUAGCUCCACGAUCAUCCACCAACCACCAGCUCCAGAAUCCUCCACCAACCACCAGCUCCAGGAUCCUCCACAAACAACCAGCUCCAGGAUCCUCCAGCAACCACCAGCUCCAGUAUCCUCCAGCAACCACCAGCUCCAGGAUCAUCCAACAACCACCAGCUUCAGGAUCCUCCAGCAACCACCAGCUCCAGAAUCCUCCACCAACCACCAGCUCCAGGAUCCUCCACAAACAACCAGCUCCAGGAUCCUCCAGCAACCACCAGCUCCAGUAUCCUCCAGCAACCACCAGCUCCAGGAUCAUCCAACAACCACCAGCUUCAGGAUCCUCCAGCAACCACCAGCUCUAGGAUCCUCCAGCAACCACCAGCUCCAGGACCCUCCAGCGACCACCAGCUCCAGAAUCCUCCAGCGACCACCAGCUCCAGGAUCCUCCAGCAACCACCAGCUCCAGGAUCCUCCAGCAACCACCAGCUCCAAAAUCCUCCACCAACCACCAGCUCCAGGAUCCUCCAGCAACCACCAGCUCCAAAAUCCUCCACCAACCACCAGCUCCAGGAUCCUCCAGCAACCACCAGCUCCAAAAUCCUCCAUCAACCACCAGCUCCAGGAUCCUCCAGCAACCACCAGGUCUAGGAUCCUCCACAAACCACCAGCUCCAGAAUCCUCCAGUAACCACCAGCUCCAGGAUCGGACAGCAACCACCAGGUCUAGGAUCCUCCAUAAACCACCAGCUCCAGGAUCCUCCAGCAACCACCAGCUCCAGGACCCUCCAGCGACCACCAGCUCCAGAAUCCUCCAGCGACCACCAGCUCCAGGAUCCUCCAGCAACCACCAGCUCCAGGAUCCUCCAGCAACCACCAGCUCCAAAAUCCUCCACCAACCACCAGCUCCAGGAUCCUCCAGCAACCACCAGCUCCAAAAUCCUCCAUCAACCACCAGCUCCAGGAUCCUCCAGCAACCACCAGGUCUAGGAUCCUCCACAAACCACCAGCUCCAGAAUCCUCCAGUAACCACCAGCUCCAGGAUCGGACAGCAACCACCAGGUCUAGGAUCCUCCAUAAACCACCAGCUCCAGGAUCCUCCAGCAACCACCAGCUCCAGGAUCCUCCAGCGACCACCAGCUCCAAAGUCCUCCACCAACCACCAGCUCCAGAAUCCUCCAGCAACCACCAGCUCCAGGAUCCUCCACAAACCACCAGCUCCAGGAUCCUCCACAAACCACCAGCUCCAGGAUCCUCCAGCAACCACCAGCUCCAUGAUCCUCCAGCAACCACCAGCUCCAAAAUCCUCCACCAACCACCAGCUCCAGGAUCCUCCAGCAACCACCAGGUUCAGGAUCCUCCAGCAACCACCAAGUCCAGCAACCACCAGGUCCAGCGACCACCAGCUCCAGUAUCUUCCAGCAACCACCAGGUCCAGGACUUGGACAGUGGUGCGUUUUGGUACCUACAUCCAGCGGCACGUGCGGGUUCCUAUAGCUGGAGGCGCCUUCGCAGCGCCGAGCCGCAGCCUGAAUGGAGGAGAAACCGGAAACCGAAUGUUCUCCAGACCCCCACGUCACCGAGGACCGAGGCCAAUCAGAGCACAGCUGUCUGUCAUCCAGGUGGAUCUUCACCUGCGCGCACUGCUGCAAAACGCUCAGGUCACGUGA